GACUGGAUAAACCCUUGUAUUGAUUCACAACAAAUGAGACUGUUUGGUGCCUCGUCUUCGCUGCUGCUUGGUCUUAGCGCCAUGUGGCCUACCGGUAGUUUUGCGCUGACACCCUCGUCAUCUGUGUCAGCACACUCCGCAGCACCAGCACACCCUGUUCUGCCUACAGCAAAGGCACAUUCUGCUAUCCGCGUACCUGCGCAAGGCGACGAGCUACGGAUCCUCUGCCGCCUCAAUGCCGACCGCCAACGGCGCCGCCUUCCCUCGGUGUUUCUCCACCGCACGCUGUCCCAGGUUGCUGCCGAGCUCGGCACCCGGUACGCAGACGGCGAGUUCUCCUCCAAUGACUUCAGCACUCUGGUGUCGUCCAAGAUCUUCCCGCUGGGCAGCUCCGUCAGCACCAGCUACAAGAUCAUCGGCACUGUGUACUCGGACGCUGAGUAUGUGGUGAACCUGGAGACCUCGCUUUACAGCUCUGUGUUUGCUGGCGACCUGGAUGCAAUUGGGCUGUACCAGGACAAAGGCAUAUAUACACUUGUGCUAGCGUCGGGACUGAGCGCUAAGCCGGCAAGCGUCGAGGCGUGCCCGGUGACACGUGAGCAGUUCACACCGCCCACCACCACGCCAGGACCGCCGGGAAACACUGUGAACGGUGUGGAUCUGCUGCAGUUCCUGUGCUCUAUCAACAACGAGCGUGCUGCCGCCGGUGCUGCUCCCCUGGCUGUACACGGCGCGUUAACCAACGAAGCAUCCGAGCAGGCCCGCAUAAUGAGUAUCCUGGGCAGGUACACGGUUGACGGCCCAAGACAUGUCGACGAGGCUAUCUAUGCGCAGGGCGUCAGCAUCGCAAAGCUUGGCUGGGUUGCCGGUGACUCGUUCACCAGCAUCAGCUCUCUCACCAACCUGCUGAUGGCAACGUACAGCAGCCAGGUGCUGGACCCGGCAUUCAAUGUCGUUGGAGUUGCACAGGAUUCUGGCUUCUGGUCGGUCAUCCUGGGCAAGGUCAACCGCAACAUCGUCGCUGGCAAAAAGUGCCCAAAGGACAUGGGCGAGGUCGCAUUCACGAGCUGAGUCGGCAACUCGACUCGGGCGGGGGCAGCUGCAAGGGGUUUGAUGGCGAGCCAAUCAGACCAGCCCAGCGCUCUGAGAAGCGCUGCUGGGCUUGAUGCGGGCAGCGCUGCUUGAAUUGUUCAGUAGUCUUCAUAGCGUG
Linderina pennispora is the source of this 1210-nucleotide messenger RNA. RefSeq lists its product as uncharacterized. The record is from RefSeq and is a predicted model, not a curated record. NCBI's taxonomy places the organism in Eukaryota, Fungi, Kickxellomycota, Kickxellomycetes, Kickxellales, Kickxellaceae. The transcript has a single exon. Bases 34 to 1071 code for a protein of 345 amino acids.